ACCUGCAGUCAGCAGAGCUCCUGACGCUUCCAGAUUUAAAAGAAUAUUGAUUUUUACAGCAUCUUGUUUUAUUAAGCACUAACAUCUUAGUGGUACUUGACACAACCAUGGAAGACAUUAACAAACUCCAAGUGAAUUUCAAACAUGCAGUGCUCCCCCAUUUAAAGGAAGGCCUCACUGUUCUUGACACACUCACUAACAAGAUACUCACUGUUGAUCCUAACAACAUGCAGAGUUGUCAUGACAGCAUAAGGACCCUAAUUAUCGAGGUGCUCAAACAUGUCAGCCUUGCUGAAGAAAGUGGUAAGAAAGAGGUCGCAGUUAUUGAUGAUAAGUGUAUCAAGUUAAACAUCCAAAGCAGCAACUUGAAGGAAGAACAAAGGUUAAAGGAAACAGAGUUAAAAAGUCAUCAGUCUAAGCUAGAAAACUGGAGACAGAUGGAAGAUGCAAGUCAACGCAGAUUGGGAGAUGAAGAGCAACAACUUCAUGAAAUGCAAAAAAGAGCUGAAGAAAAUAAAAAGAAAAGAGAUGCUGGCAUUGGCUUGAUGUUUAUUCCUAUUAUUGGUCCCAUCAUUGGGAGUGUACUUCUUGCUGAAUCUGUACCUGGCCUUGCAGAAGCUGAACAAAGAGUGAAUGAAAUUAGAGGAAACAUUGAUCACUACAGGAAUGAAGCCCAUCGUUUUUCAAGUGAAAUAAACCGUGUACAUUAUGAAAUUCGCAGUGUGCUGGAACGGUCAGCAGAAAUAGAGAGCACACUUGUACGGCUGAAUGAAUUGAAAAUAAAUAUGGCAGACAUUCAAAAGAAGAUGAGGUUGUGUGCUGAAUUUGUAGGCAUUCUGUCUGGGAGAGUCACGGUGGUGGAAGUGCAGACAAGGAAAAUUAUUGUUUUAGAGCCAUUACUUUGCAAUAUGGAGCAGAUAAUAAACCAUCUGUUCCAAAUACCGUCAAAAGAGGACAACGCUUAUCUGAAUGAAAAUGAAAUCAAGAAGGUCAUUGAGAACCUUAAAGUUUCCAAUAAGAAGAUAAAACAACUCACUGAAACAGAUGACAGAAAAUCACAGUUCAUUUCAGUCUUGUUAAAAAAAUGUAUAGCUAUAAAUGCACUCCAUUGCAUAAAAUAAAUAGUCGAAAAUAAAAUUAAGAUCACCUAAACUGCUGUCAGCAUUUACGUAACUGAAAACAGAAUGCAUGUAUUGAAUAUUUACCACAUACUAUUUCUUUGGUGACGCAAUUAUUUUGAGCUUUAGGUAAUGCAAAUUUGGUUGCUAGCUUAAAGAAAGUUAAAAAGCUGUAAGCCAUACAUUCAGUGAAUGGCAUAAUUAAGUAAUUUAGAAUAAAAAUAAGAACAUAUUAAAUGCAUUUAGCAUUUACAACUGAAAAUAAAAAUGACUAAAUUUAAUUUUUAAAGCGUGCAGCUUGAUGUAUGACCCAAUCCUUAUAAACAUGCAACAAUGCAAAUGUUAUUGUUAGCCUAACAAAACAUAUAUUUGGUGACAUUUUGUCAUGUCUGUGCCUUUUUUUGUGUCAAACAAAUAUUUCCAAAAAUGAAUGCAGUGUAUUUCAUAGAAGAAUGACAAACAUUUGUUGCCUGUGUUAAAGGCUGGAUUUAAA
Molecule: messenger RNA, 1611 nt
Organism: Protopterus annectens (West African lungfish)
Lineage: Eukaryota; Metazoa; Chordata; Ceratodontiformes; Protopteridae
Exons: 3
Coding region: 108-1121 (337 amino acids)
Source: RefSeq, a predicted model, not a curated record